Molecule: messenger RNA, 1344 nt
Organism: Fomitiporia mediterranea MF3/22
Lineage: Eukaryota; Fungi; Basidiomycota; Agaricomycetes; Hymenochaetales; Hymenochaetaceae
Exons: 6
Coding region: 1-1344 (447 amino acids)
Source: RefSeq, a predicted model, not a curated record
AUGCAAGCAAAGGAAACUACUUUGAUGACCACGAGGAACAGGACCCUGGCUAUUGCAAGACGUGGCAUAGCGCCGCUAGGCUCGGAAUUUCUUGUUAUCCUCGCCGUUUUAUUUUCACUGCUAUUCAUAUUUUCUGCGUCGCUCGCUUUUGUCAACUCUGAAGUAGGGCCUAUCUUCAAAGACGCUCUUAACUCAAUAUCCGUCCAUCAGAGUGGACUUGUUCUUGUAGGAGAGAAUGUCGACGUCGACGUUGACGAACCUAGUGUCACUAUUAGGUGGUCCGCAUUAGGUUGCGGUGGAGCAUACUUACUGCCUGGUUCUCCGAACCUUCAUGGAAGUUCGGCUUGCGGAUUACCUGCUAUACCUCUGGACUUGUUCAUUUCUAAUUCGGAAGCACCCGUGUUCAGCUACAAUCCGGAAAGUGUACCUAUCAGCAAGACGGCGAGCCAACGUAUCGUUGUUCAGGCACAUGUACAGUUUGACAAUGACCUCGUGCUGGAUGUACACGACUCUCGCCUCUAUCCAUUUGACUCCUAUCUAGUCUCAACUUCGAUUCGAGCCACCACCUCCAAUUCGUCAGUGAAGGAUAUCCCGAUGCCUAUUGUAGGGAUGCCUGUGGUUGAGCACAUGCCGUCGUUUACCAUGACUUCCCGCGAUACAGAUGUGGUGCUGGUCAUGGACGAAGAUAAUACUCCCGCACGACACAUUGAGAUACGGAUCAGACGACCUGCGCAUGCACGAGUAUAUGCUAUGCUUAUUUUUGGAAUUAACUGGGCGUUUUGCCACUACUGCAUCGGGAUGAUGCUCCUGUCGAUUUUCCAGGGCCAUCAUGCGGGGAAGGAGGUCUUGAAACGAUUUGCUAGCAGCCUUCUCGUAUUGUUUGUCAUACCUCAGCUCCGGGGUGCCAUGCCAGACGCUCCUGGGUUCGACGGAGUACUCAUUGAUACUAUCGGAUUUUUCCCUCAAAUGACACUUGCUGGAUUAUCUGCAAUCAUUCUCCUAUUAUUCACAGCGAAACACGAAUUGGAUGGUGUAUCUGGGAAAGAUGAUUUCAGGCACCAUGAUAAAGGCAAGGGUAAAGAUACCCUACUUGGACAGUCAUUUUUGGAUGGAAGAGACUGGGAAGCUAGCUUCCAGUCCAACGCCGUUCGGAACGGCUUUGGACAGGGAAGUGGUCAGGGGCACAGUAGAACGUUAAGCGCUCGGGACUUCUUGCUGGAGCAGGUUCUGAAGGUAGUAGACGCUGGAUCGCAAGCUUUUCGUAACAAUUUUUCAGGAGGGAAUUCUGGCAGAUACCACCACCAUCAACGCUCGCAGAGUUAUUAUGAGCGUAAGAUGGCUUGA